Molecule: messenger RNA, 927 nt
Organism: Hyaloscypha bicolor E
Lineage: Eukaryota; Fungi; Ascomycota; Leotiomycetes; Helotiales; Hyaloscyphaceae
Exons: 1
Coding region: 1-927 (308 amino acids)
Source: RefSeq, a predicted model, not a curated record
AUGCGGCCAACAACCCCCAACUUCAACUUUGCCCCGCAGGCAGGGCCCUCAUCCCCUCCGCAGACGCCUACAACCUCAGCAUUCCCAUCCAAAGCCAACCGGCGGAAUGGAAUGCACUUCUCCAAGCCUACGAUACCCACCAAAGACGGCACAAUCACACCCAACGGCAACGGGCCCUUCCACUUCUCCUACACGCCGUCUGCCAGACCCGAAGAUCUCUCCCCUCGAUCGAGUUCCUCGCCCGCAUCCUCCGCCCACUCCUCCUCCAGUGGCAGCCCGCCUCGCUCCCUCUCCUCCUCUCCCGCAGUGCACACCACCUCCUCACCACCUCGCCGAACAAAAAUAGUCACCGAAAGCAACUUCACGCUCGAAGAGUUCAACGAGUCGGCCUACGAGGAAUGGGAGUCAGGAGACGAAGAUGUGAUCCGGCCAUACCAAUACGAAGACGCGGAUUCCGAGAAAGCACAAUCUGUGAAGUCCUCUGGAGGAAGGAGGAAGAGUGAUCUAGACCCGAGGAUACUGGAUGGGAUUAGGGACCUGGGCUGUGGGGAUCAGGAGGAGGCGCGCGAGGAGUGGGUGAGGGCUGAGAGGGCGCGGAAGAAGUGGAAGAGAAGGAGUUCAGGGACUAAGAGGACCUUGACCCAGAGUAUUGGGAGUGAUACUGAUGAUGAGGAUUUGCAGCCUGUUAUGUUUGAUGGGGCGAAUGAGGCGGGCAGUAGCGCGAGGAGGUUGAGGAGGAAGGUCGGGGAGAGGUCGAGUCUGAUUUUUGAUGAUCCGCCACCGAGGAUUGAGGAGGUUGAUGAGGGCUGUGAGGAGGUGAUUGACAUCAACGAAAACGAAGACGAGCUUGAUAGGAGGACAAUGCGGGAGCUGCCAUACUACCGGUAUGUCCUGGAGGAGAUGGAAAUUGACUCGGAGGAAGAGUGA